GGCGCUGCCGGGGGCGGCUCGGAAGUUCUGUCUCUGGCGGGAUGCCCAAGUCGGCGGCGGAUGGAGUGUCCGGCCUGAUGCGUGGGGACGUUGGGCCGGACGGCUCAUGGGAUCUUCGAGGCCGCGACUACCUGCUAAGUAGACUAGGCAGGUCCACGAGAUCCAGUCUCACAUGGGACGCCUGGAGACAGCGGACAAGCAGUCUCUGCACUCAAUUACUCUUUUUUCUCUUUUGUGCAGUAGUAGAAAACGAAAUCCAAGCAAGCAUUGACCAGAUAUUCAGCCAUCUAGAACGUCUGGAGAUUCUGUCCAGCAAGGAGCCCCCGAACAAAAGACAGAAUGCCAAACUUCGUGUUGACCAGUUAAAGUAUGAUGUCCAGCACCUGCAGACUGCUCUCAGAAACUUCCAGCAUCGGCGAUACGCAAGGGAGCAGCAGGAGAGACAGCGAGAGGAACUUCUGUCUCGAACCUUCACCACUAACGACUGUGACACGACCAUCCCAAUGGAUAGCUCGCUGCAUUUCAACUCCUCCCUCCAGAAAAUUCACCAUGGCAUGGACGACCUCAUCGGAGGCGGGCACAGUAUUCUGGACGGACUGAGGGCCCAGAGACUGACCUUGAAGGGGACUCAGAAAAAGAUUCUUGACAUUGCCAACAUGCUGGGCUUGUCCAACACCGUGAUGCGGCUCACUGAGAAGCGGGCUUUCCAGGACAAGUACUUCAUGAUCGGUGGCAUGCUUCUCACCUGUGUGGUCAUGUUCCUCGUGGUGCAGUACCUGACAUGAGCUAGCCCCGCCCCGCGGCUGAGCGUCGUUCCCACUGUGCGAGAGUCUGUGUGAGUGUGUGUGCGUGAAAGAGAGAGGGGGGCCCAGAGGCUGCCUUCUUAAAUGUAUGCCCUUCUUAACUGUGAAGACCACUGGGAGUCAUCGUAAUCUGUAACGUAGCAGGAGUUUCAGACCUGCUCUGUUUCCUGUAACACCUUGGAGGGGAAGCGAAUGCUACCAAGAUGCAUGGUCCUAAGGAAAUGAGAGUAUCUCCUCUCUCUCUCGCUCUCGCUCUCGCUCUCUCUCGCCCUCACUAGGGGUGGAAGUGAUGUAAGGGUAAGGGGUGAAGAAAGAAGAGGGAGGGAAAGAAUGGUUUUGCUGUUCUUGUCCACGUAGCUGAUGCUCGCCCAGGGAAGGCUUUCAAUAGCAAGCCUUGCACAUAGGACCGUUCACUUUGGCAUCAUUUGGCCUCUCUGGCCCCUCGCGGAUAACCCAGCGCAGAAGCCAAAAGGAGGGGAAAGAGGCCUGCUUUCCUGCGUCAUUACAACAGAUGGAUUUCCAUGCUCUUGUGCCCCCUCCCCCCAGUGACAUGCAGAUGACUAAUUGCUGGUACUUGUCACCCUUCCCUGGAAGCCACUACCUAGAGGAAGCAGAGGCACCGAUGCCACUGCAGACAGCGAGUAAGAUUUUCCACAUUAGGACCGUUGGGUGUUUCUCCUUCUAAAGCGAGGCCAGUGUUACUCCCUGAGACUGUUCAGUCUUGAGGCUGAAGACCCCCAUCACUGAUUUUUUUCCCAGUGGUGAACAGAAUGAUUGGCUUCUGUGGUUCUAGGACUGGCCUGGCAUCCUGCCCGGGCUCUGGUGGGCCUUUGGCCCGGAGAACGUUGCCAUGAUGUGUCCAUUACAGCAUCUCCUCUAGUUUUGGUGUCUGAGUCUUUGCUCUCUUUCCUCCCCUGAAAUCCAUUAGCAGUUGCCAGCCAAGCCCCCAUUCCACCAAGCCGGUGUGGGCUGACACCACCCUGGAGACGUCCUGGGUGUCCUGAGAGUCUCUGAUCUCAGGGACCAGGGACUUUUCCCUUCUCUGACCAACCCCAGAUUAAGGCUGUACCAGUACCUAGUGCGUUGUGGAAUUUAUCGUAAAGCCAGCCUCUCUGUUGCGAUCGAGGGCUGCGAAUCCUAGAAAGACUUGGUUAGCAUGUGUUUGCAUCUGUCACAGGCCCUACAGCCGUAGGCUCAGUGGCCUUAUGGCAAGACAAAACAAUCUCAGAAUUUCCCAGAAGAACUGGAAACCUGGUCAGUAUUAACUCCACCUGUGAUCGUCGUGCUCCACCUACUUCGUGUGUUUAUUUUUUGUCACUUGGACUGUCUUCAGUCUUCUUUCCCUUUUCUGUGUGUCCCAUCCCACCUCCCUUAGUUACUUCCCACCUGUUGCUGGAGCAAUAUUGGUCUUUUCUGGCA
Molecule: messenger RNA, 2222 nt
Organism: Neofelis nebulosa (Clouded leopard)
Lineage: Eukaryota; Metazoa; Chordata; Mammalia; Carnivora; Felidae
Gene: GOSR2
Product: golgi SNAP receptor complex member 2
Exons: 6
Coding region: 42-785 (247 amino acids)
Biological process (GO): vesicle fusion; intra-Golgi vesicle-mediated transport
Cellular component (GO): SNARE complex; endoplasmic reticulum membrane; Golgi apparatus
Molecular function (GO): SNAP receptor activity; SNARE binding
Source: RefSeq, a predicted model, not a curated record